AUGACUGAUCAACGCCAAGUUGUGCCAGGGCCCUCGCCGCCUUCUAACCAUAAUGGUUCGCAUCGGGAAGAGGCGAGACCGUCGUCGUCGUCGGCGACGUCGAGUUCUGGUUCUUCGUGGAAGAGGAGGGUUUCUACUGCUUGUCUUGCGUGCAAGAAGUCUAAGCGGAAGUGCUCCGGCACCCCGCCCUGCGACAACUGCCGCACCUUCAGACGAGUCUGCAUCUUCGACGAAUCCCUCGACCAACGCCGCCGCGUCGCCGCAAAACGCACCGCCGACGAACUCUCCUACCACCGCGACCUCCUAAACGACAUCUUCAAGCUCGUCCGUGAAGCAGACGAGCGCAAAGCCCUCGACCUCCUCGAGGUAAUCCGCCACAACGCCUCCCCCGAGGAAAUCCGCACCUUCAUCAAUAAAACCCUCUCCACGCUUGACACAUCCGCUAGUCGCGCCUCGGCCCAGGCAGCGGUUAAACUGGAGGAUAUGAAGAAUUUGAUUAAUGUGGAGGGUACCACGCCUGCGUUUCGGCGCAAGGUCAUGGAUAUUCAUUAUCUUUGUGAUGAGGCGCCGAUUAGUGUGCCUGCGAGGCCGUGGACGGAUGUCACGGGGGAUAGUGAUCUGGUGUCGCAUUUGUACUUUUCGGAAUUCUCCGAGGCUUAUGUUGUUCCGGGGGAUAUCUCGUCCAAGGGAUGUGAUUUUCUUGCAGAGGCUGAGAGGUUGAAGGGUGAGUUGCCCAUGCAGCCGAGUCUGGCCGCUUUGCAGGGGACGCUGCUUAUGUAUGAAAGAUAUUCCAUAUCCCGUACAGAUGACUUGGGCUAUCUCAUGCUCCAUGAAGCUAUUCGCAUGGGUGAAUCACUUGGGCUUGUGGGAAGUACAGGGCCGAGAAUGACCUCGGACCAAUUAUCAGAGGAUAUGGAUUCCUCGUGCAGACGUACAGCUUGGGGAUUGUUUAAUGUGGAUACAAUGGUCCAUACGGGCUUUCUCCGACCCAGCCUCAUCAAUCAUGUCAAUAUGCCGCGUGUCGACAAGGAUCACCUGGAAGACCAGUCUCAGUGGAUGCCUUAUCCAUCGCAUCGAGAUACAAGGCCGUCAUAUCUGAGUCUAUACUUUGAUGAGGCGUGCAACCUAUCGACGAUCUCCUGCGAUAUCUCGCGGAGUAUGUUUACUGGCGAGCAGGGUUCAUCAGAGGUGCUGCAACGGCAGAGUCGCGAUGUGUUGUAUGGACGAUUGAGGCGAUGGGAUGAGCUGUUGCCGGAGAUAUUUGACUGGGAAAAGGUGGCACCGCACGUCAUCCUGUUAAAAAUGCGCUACAAUUCCCUGAUCAUCAAUCUGUUCAGUUGUAUCUCCAGCAUCGGACACUCGAGUACUACGACUGAAGGCCCCAAAACACCAGAAAGCCCUCCCCGACAAACCCCCGAGCCAGCAUCGAAGUACAACGCAUGGGAACUCGCCCAAACCGCAGCCCGCAACAUCGCCGCACUCACUCGUCUCCAUCGACGCGAGUUCGGCGUUAGUCGGGCUCAUCACUUCGCCAUGUACGCAAUCAACCUCGCCCUCUUCACGAUGCUGGAGCAAGACUCCUUUGACGUCCUCGAUCCGGAUUUCCUAUCGCUUGCAAGCGCAUUCUCCAUUGUGGCCAGUCGUUCCGCGCUAGGUCGGAAUCUAUUUCAUAUUUUCCGUCAGUCCGUACGGGCCAAGGCGCAGGGGAGUCGUAUUCGUGAUGCGAGUGCUAUUCCGGCUGAGUUGAAGGAUUUAUUUGAUGAGGAGUCUUCGGCUAAGGGGCAUAGUCGGUUUGAUGAGUAUGCGGAGGGAUUGGAGAAACUUGAUCAGGAUGAGAAGUACCAUGGCAUCUCCGGGGUGGAGGGACAGAGUUUGCAGGAGUAUCCUGGAUUGGGCUUGUCGGAAAUGUUGGAUCGGUAUGAGAGUUUGAGUUUAGGUAAGGAUGAUGUAUUUGCCGAGAGGGGGAAGUUGUAG
This is a messenger RNA of Penicillium daleae, 1974 nucleotides long. RefSeq lists its product as uncharacterized. Gene Ontology annotation, biological process: regulation of DNA-templated transcription; DNA-templated transcription. The coding region runs from base 1 to 1974 and encodes 657 amino acids. The transcript has 6 exons. Gene Ontology annotation, molecular function: DNA-binding transcription factor activity, RNA polymerase II-specific; zinc ion binding; DNA binding. The record is from RefSeq and is a predicted model, not a curated record. Lineage: Eukaryota; Fungi; Ascomycota; Eurotiomycetes; Eurotiales; Aspergillaceae.